GUAUAUAAUUGUCUUAUUAGGGAAGCAUGCCUCAGAAGAAGAACCUCUUCUAGAAAUUGUCCUCCCAAUACAAUUCUGUGAAAAUUAAUAUCUUUGUAAACAAUGGAUAACUCUCCAUUGCGGAAAGUAGAACUGCAAACAGAUGUCUAUAUGGUAUGUUUGCAACAUGCCUUAUCCACUGAGAACUUCGAAGUAAUGGGUUUACUCAUUGGCAAUUUUGCUUGUGGGGUAGCAAAAAUAUCAGCUGUUAUUAUUUUACGUCGUCUAGACAAAAAGAAAGACAGAGUAGAAAUUUCAUCGGAGCAAUUAUUGAAAGCUGCCGCCGAAGCCGAGCGAUUAACGACAGAAUUAAAUCAACCUAUGCGUGUUCUUGGCUGGUAUCAUUCACAUCCACAUAUUACAGUUUGCCCAUCACACGUUGAUGUCAGAACUCAAGCUACCUAUCAGACAAUGGAUCACAGUUUCGUAGGCUUAAUAUUCUCAGUAUUUUCAGAAGGAAAAGAAUCAAAAGAACAUGAAAUCUUCUUGAAUUGUUUCCAAUCAGAUAAUGGUGAAGCUACAGAGAUACCAUUAGAGAUAGUACAUACCCCAGAAAUUUCAGACAGAUGUUUAAGAACAAUGAUAGACCUAUCAAAAAUUUUGGUACAAGAAGAGGAAGAUAUGGCUGAAGCUUGUAAAGAUCAUCCAGAUAUCCUCGCUAGUAUUCAUAAUAAUGCUGUAAGGACACGUGCAUUAGUUCAUAUAACAGAUAUCAUUACAAAACCUUUGGUACAAACAUUUGAAAAAAGAAUAGCAUUAAACAAAUUGCGUAGCAUGCAUCUCCGGAGACAACUACAAGAAUUACAAAAAGUAUAUAAUGGAUAAAAACCUUUUCAGAGUCAUUAAUUAUAAUUUGUGAACAAUUAAUUUUUUAAUAAUUACAUAAUAAAAAUAAGUUUAUAAUAAAUAAAAAUAUAUAAAUAUUUACUGAA
Molecule: messenger RNA, 971 nt
Organism: Pogonomyrmex barbatus (red harvester ant)
Lineage: Eukaryota; Metazoa; Arthropoda; Insecta; Hymenoptera; Formicidae
Product: lys-63-specific deubiquitinase BRCC36
Biological process (GO): protein K63-linked deubiquitination; DNA repair
Cellular component (GO): BRCA1-A complex; BRISC complex
Molecular function (GO): metallopeptidase activity; protein binding; cysteine-type deubiquitinase activity
Source: RefSeq, a predicted model, not a curated record